AUGUUUAAUCUCCUGCAAGCACAAUUGCCUUCAAUCUUCCCACCAUUUCCUAUUAUGAUGCAACAAGGAGAAAUUGGUACAAUGAGUCUACAGCAACAACAACAACAGAUGUAUCAUUAUGGCCAAUUCCUCCACCAAUGCAUGAUUCAAACUCACGCGCAACAAAUGGCUGCAUUUUACCAGAAAAUGUCGGAAACAUUGGCAUCAAAUGAGUCAUUGCCUUCGUCAAGAAGAACCACCACUGACAAUAGUCUUCAUAACUCUACGGCAGGGACACCUAAACUGGAGAAAGACAAAGAUUCUGAUGAAUUUCUAAAGUUCAAUCCAGACUUGUUCAACUCCCUGUUCAAUUAUAAGAUAGACACUGAUGAUUGUUAA
Molecule: messenger RNA, 378 nt
Organism: Caenorhabditis remanei
Lineage: Eukaryota; Metazoa; Nematoda; Chromadorea; Rhabditida; Rhabditidae
Exons: 2
Coding region: 1-378 (125 amino acids)
Source: RefSeq, a predicted model, not a curated record